AUGUCUCGGUGUUACCCGUUCCCGCCACCUGGAUAUGUAGAGAGAGAAAUCAUCCGGGAUGAGCCCAUGAUCGAAUCAUCAUCGAUCAAGGGGGCAAAGGAGGAAGUUAAGAGAGCAAAGAACGAUAGAAAACACAAGAAAGAUAAAAAGAGGAAGGAGAGGGAAAGUGAGUCGGAUAUAAGCAAAAAACACCGUCGUCAUAAGAGUCAGCGCAAAGAUGAACACGGCGUCAAUGGUAAUAAGAAGGUUGAUGAUGGUAGUAGUGAGGCCGAGUUCUUGGAUAAGAGCUGUCUUACAGUGGAACUUGAGCACCAAUCAACGUCUCAGAACUCUUGUGAUAGUACUCUUCAUAGCAAUGAGAGUCAGACUCAGCUACUCGAUUGUAGACAUUACGACUCUGAAUCCGGCAUUCGGUUCCUGUUACCUAGCAAAGAGGAUCAAGAUCCUGAGGUGAUGAUGAUGACCAACAAGGAUAACAACAAACUGAGCUCUUCUCAGGCUGAUCAUAGUGGUUCUGUUGGUAAAGAGAAGAGAAGAGAAAACACAACAAAACUCAGUAAAGAGAGGAGAGCAUCAUCUGUAUGUAGUCAUCCUAAGGAAGAGAAACCGUCCUCUAGUCAUCAAGAGACCAUCACAUCUUCAAAGCUAUGCAGAAAAUGCCCUCCUUCCACGGCCGUGCGGUUCUUGAAUCUCAUCGAGAACUGGGCGCCUGAUCUGGUGGAGAGCAAGCUCACAACAGACUCUGAAGAUCAAGAAUGGUGGUUGCUGGUGAAGUUUGGCGCCGAAAGACAUCAUCAAGUUAGCAAUCAGACGACCAUCAAGGGAAGUGGUUCGAUGGUUUGGCCAACUGCUAGGUUUCUUCCGGAAGUUGAACUGCACGCAUUGCCAUUCACCGUCCCGUUCUGA
Messenger RNA from Microthlaspi erraticum, 906 nucleotides. The record is from the annotation of a GenBank genome assembly. NCBI's taxonomy places the organism in Eukaryota, Viridiplantae, Streptophyta, Magnoliopsida, Brassicales, Brassicaceae.